Molecule: messenger RNA, 1560 nt
Organism: Diaporthe citri
Lineage: Eukaryota; Fungi; Ascomycota; Sordariomycetes; Diaporthales; Diaporthaceae
Exons: 5
Coding region: 1-1560 (519 amino acids)
Biological process (GO): transmembrane transport
Cellular component (GO): membrane
Molecular function (GO): transmembrane transporter activity
Source: RefSeq, a predicted model, not a curated record
AUGGCCUCAUCAGACAGAUCUCAGUACGAGAAAGCCGAUGUCGCCCAGAACGAGUUCAGCGUCGGCUCCGUCUCGGCCCUCCCUCCGCCCAGCCGGCACGGUCACUCCAGAGGCAAGGACGAGAUCGACCGCAUCGACGCCCUGGCCACGGCGGAGGGGACGACGCUCGACUCGUUCAGGCACCUGGACGAGAAGGCGAUCCUCCGCAAGAUGGACCUGCGCCUGAUCCCCAUGCUCUCCCUGCUGUACCUGCUCUCCUUCCUCGACCGGGGCAACAUCGGCAACGCGAAGAUCGAGGGCCUGCAGGAGGACCUCGGCAUGCGCAGCUACGAGUACAACUGGUGCCUGACCGCCUUCUUCUUCACCUACGCCGCCUUCGAGGUCCCCAGCAACCUCCUGCUCAAGAAGCUCCGCCCCAGCAGGGUGGCUGCCCAUUAUCAUGGUCGCCUGGGGCACGGUGAUGACGCUGAUGGGGAUUGUCCGGAACUACCAGGGCCUUUUGGCUGCGCGCUUAUUCCUCGGGGGCUCCUUAGACACGAGAUCCAGUUCCGUCAGGCCCUGUUCUUUUCUGCCGCGUCAGUUGCUGGUGCGUUCAGCGGCCUCCUGGCCUUCGGCAUCUCCAAGAUGGAUGGCGUUGGAAACUUGGAAGGAUGGCGGUGGAUCUUCAUAUUGGAAGGGAUCGCGACGGUGAUCGCUGCUUUCGCUGCUUUCUUUCUGCUUCAUGACUUUCCCGAGACGGCCAAGUUCCUGACCGAGGAAGAGAGGGCGUUUGUGGUCUUCCGCUUGAAGUACCAAGGGCAGUCUGCCAAGCUGGACGGUACGAGUGGGAGAGCGGCCCAGGUCGCUGAGGCCGAUGAAUUCCAGUGGAAGUAUGUGAGGCAAGCAUUCAUGGACUGGCAGAUCUGGGUGAACAUCUUUGUGUACUGGGGCAUCGUCUGUCCGCUGUACGGGACAAGCCUUUUCCUACCAACGAUCAUCAAGAAUCUGGGCUACACCUCGAGCACCGCUCAGCUUAUGACGGUUCCGAUAUACGUCACUGCCGCGAUAUUAGCCGUCAUUUUCGCGUACCUGUCUGACCGCGCGGGAAAGAGGAGCCCGUUCAUAAUCCCCUUCCUGUGCGUGAUGAUUAUCGGAUUUUCAAUGUGCAUUUCGACAGACCCAACAAAGCACCCUCGCGUGGUCUACGGCGGAGUCUUCAUAAUCGUGUGUGCUAUCUACCCAAGCUUCCCGGGCAACAUCGCAUGGCUGUCCAACAACCUCGCCGGGGGCUACAAGCGCAGCGCAGGGAUGGCAAUUCAGAUCGGUGUGGGAAACCUCGGGGGAGCCAUGGCCUCGAAUUUCUACCGCCAGCCGGACUCUCCACGCUACAUUCUCGGGCAUGGGUUGGAACUGGGUUUCGUGUGUCUGGGAAUACUUGCCGCGGUCAUACUCAACGUCAGCUAUGCCGCUAUCAACAAGCGGCGCGAGAAGAAGCUGGCUGAGGGUGGAGAGGGUGGAUUUGAUAGCCGAGAGCUGUCUGAGCUGGGUGACAAGGCCUACACAUUCAGAUACAUGCACUGA